Durio zibethinus is the source of this 1393-nucleotide messenger RNA. RefSeq names its product early nodulin-like protein 8. Lineage: Eukaryota; Viridiplantae; Streptophyta; Magnoliopsida; Malvales; Malvaceae. The record is from RefSeq and is a predicted model, not a curated record. Gene Ontology annotation, molecular function: electron transfer activity. Gene Ontology annotation, cellular component: plasma membrane.
UCAAGUUUUUUUAUCAAUUCAACCAUCCAUUUUCUGAUGUCUGGACAGUUUUGUUCUAUGGAGUAUGGACCAUUUAAAAGAAACUUCAAACUCUUGAAUUUUAAACCUCUCACGAGGGAGGGUAUUCAGGUAAAUUACUCUGCAACACGUUCUUUUGGCUCCACCGAUCUCUUUUUAGACGCUGAGGCCAAUAAGAUUUCAAUUCUCCAUCGUCCUUGAGUUCGUGUCCUCACCGACUCACUCCUAAAUUUGAGAAAGAGAAGUUAAAAAGUGUGAGAGAAGAGGCAAAAAUGGCCAAUCUUGGAAGUCUUAGUCAUCAUUUCUUCUGGGCUAUUAAGUUUUUUUUGUUAGUGCAAACCAAAGUCCUAUGCUAUCAGUACAAGGUUGGAGAUUUAGAUGCUUGGGGUAUUCCCACAUCAGCAAACCCGCAGGUAUACGCUAAAUGGUCCAAGUACCACUCCUUCAAGAUUGGAGACUCUCUCUUGUUCUUAUACCCACCAAGUCAAGAUUCAGUUAUUCAAGUCACAGAACAAUCCUACAACUCUUGUAACCUCAAAGAUCCAAUCCUGUACACGAACAAUGGCAACUCUCUCUUUAACAUCACUAAACCUGGGGAGUAUUUCUUCACCAGUGGGGAACCUGGUCACUGUGAAAAGAAACAGAAGCUAUACAUUGCUGUGCUUUCAGGGAAUGGCUCUGCAUAUUCUCCUUCUUAUGGUCCGAGUGCAUUGCCUGAAACCGCAUCUUCACCGUCUUACCCCACUGUUUUCGGCACAAUCCCUCAACCGCCUUCUUCUUCGCCCUCCCUAGGAAUCCCACUCUUCAUUACAGCUGUUAUUGCAUCAGCCACAUGGGCAAUAAUCAAUGGCAUGAUGUGAAGGCCAUGGUUACUUGUGUCAAAUUUUCUAACCCAACUGGAAAAUAUUUUUGUAUAUUUUUCCGUUUGACAUUUAUUUAUUUAUUUUUCAUUCAAAUGCUGGUUUUAGAGUCUUGUUUAUUGGUUCAUAUUAUAAUUCCUCGGAUUUGUGAUUCUUAUAGGUGAUCAAACUUCAAAGAGAAUGAAUAGUGAAAUGGGGGAGUUGCAGAGUCUUGUAUAAUAGCUCUCUGUGUUUUAGUGUUUAACCUUUACGUGUAUUCAUUCAUAGACAGGAAAGAAUCUAUGAGCUUGAAAAGAAGAUAUCAGAACUCUUCUUUUGCUGUUUUCUAGGAAAAAGAAAGUAGGCAGAACCCACUUUAGCGGUUAAAAAAUCUUCUAGUCUUCAAUGUUCAACCGAAUAGGUCUGAGAGAUCACCGCCCGAAAUUAUGGUUUGUGAGUUGUAAUAUCGACAUAGCCUCCCAGUUCCAUUAUUUUAUGUUUUAAUUGCCAGCUGGUUAUGAUUCUUGCCAAUACUA